AGAUAAUAUUCAUUCCUCUCUUGAAGAAAAAGAGUAAUUCCAGGACCAGUUCAAGCAACGAAUAAUACCAAACGAUUUCUCACCAACAAGAAAGGAAUUUCCCUUUUCCAUUCCCAUUACAAAAGAAGAUGAGAAGAAGGAGAAGGGUGAAGAAAGCGUUGAUUCUUUGCGCUCUCUGUCAGUAAAUGGAGAACCCAUGCAUCUCCUCUUCCGUGCCGAUGCUUUUCCUUCUUCUCUUCCUUUCCUUAUUCAUGAUUCUUUUCUUUUCCAACCACCCGAGCCCAGUUUCCAGCUCUUACAGAAGGAACUUUGAAUUCCUCUCGUCCAAGUUCGAAUUCCAGACCCAGCUCGCACGCUCUCACGAAGUCCGAGCAGUUCUAUCGGAAAACUCCACAUCCAAAACGCCCACCUAUGUUAAGAAAAUCGCAAAACUCAGCAUAGCGGAGGAGCUGGAAGAAGGAUUGGCUAGAGCUCGAGCAUCGAUUCGUAAAGCUGCUUCGACAGGGAACAUCUCGUGGUCGUCAAACAGCGGUGAAGAUGGGACCUUCAACAGCGAAAUCUAUCGAAAUGCUGCAGCUUUUCACAGGAGCUACAUGGAGAUGGAGAAGAGGUUCAAGGUGUACGUGUAUGGCGAAGGGGAGCCCCCACUUGUCCACGAUGGGCCAUGCAAGAACAUAUACACUUCAGAGGGAAGGUUCAUACACGAGCUAGAGCUGGGAAAGAGCGAGUAUCGGACGAACGAUCCACUUCGAGCGCACGUUUACUUCAUGCCCUUCAGCGUGACAAUGAUGGUGAGCUUCUUGUACCAGCCCAACUCCCACGAUUUAUCUCCCCUCCACCAUUUCGUCUCCGACUACGUCCACGUCAUCUCUUCCAAAUACCCUUACUGGAACCGAACCCAAGGCGCCGAUCAUUUCAUGCUCUCCUGCCAUGACUGGGGUCCGCACACCUCACGAGCCAACCCACUUCUCUACAAGAACUCCAUUCGGGUCCUCUGUAACGCCAACACCUCAGAAGGCUUCAACCCGCGGAAGGACGUUAGCCUACCCGAAAUCAACCUCCGCACAGGUGCCCUCUCCCCUCAGCUCAUCUCUUCCCCACCUGACGAAGCCCCGAGGCCCCACCUCGCCUUCUUCGCUGGGGGUGUUCAUGGCCCUAUCCGGCCGCUCCUACUUCAACACUGGGAAGCUAAAGAUAACGAUCUCCGUGUGUUCCAGUACCUCCCGAAAGGUCUUGACUACUACUCGUUCAUGCUCAGCUCCAAGUUCUGUCUCUGCCCAAGUGGCUACGAAGUUGCAAGCCCUAGAGUCGUUGAGGCCAUCUACGCCGAGUGUGUCCCUGUCAUCAUAUCUGACCACUACGUGUUACCCUUCAGCGAUGUUCUCGAGUGGGAGAAAUUCUCCGUCCAGGUAUCUGUUUCUGACAUCCCGAAAUUGAAGGAAGUACUGCAGAGAGUUUCGGAAGAUGAAUAUAAGAGAUUGAAGGAGGGUGUGAGAGCUGUGAGGAGGCAUUUCGUGCUAAACCAGCCGCCCAAACGGUUCGAUGUAUUUCACAUGAUCUUGCACUCUAUAUGGCUUAGGAGGCUGAAUAUACGGCUGGGAUGACUAGAACAAAAGACAUACGAAGAGGAAGAAUAGUAGGGAUUUUGGUGCGGAUGAAAAUAUAAAUUAUUAUUUUUUUGGCAAAAGAGAGCUAUCCUCUUAAUCAGUUCUGUUUUUUCACUUUCUUAGGUUCUUUGUAGAAGAAAGAAAUAUGAAGUAUUUAUAUGUAUUUCAUCAGCGGAUGUAACCAAAUCAUUUUGUGGUAUAAUACGAAAGAAUCGCACCGAUAGGAUG
This is a messenger RNA of Magnolia sinica, 1835 nucleotides long. Its product is annotated as probable glycosyltransferase At5g25310. The record is from RefSeq and is a predicted model, not a curated record. Gene Ontology annotation, molecular function: glycosyltransferase activity. The transcript is spliced from 4 exons. Lineage: Eukaryota; Viridiplantae; Streptophyta; Magnoliopsida; Magnoliales; Magnoliaceae. Bases 186 to 1604 code for a protein of 472 amino acids.